AUGGCAGACCCAAACAGCCACACGAGCGACAUUCAUUACUACGACAACAACGGUAGCACAGGCGAAUGGGACAUCAACAACAACAACCAGUCUUCCACGUCAGCGCUGUACCCUCUUAUCCCUCCCUUACCACUACCUCUCUCCAGCAAGUAUUCCUAUACCUUCCAGCCCUCCGCACCCCCAUCGGCACCACCCUCGACAUCGUCUCCUUGGGCCUCUGCUCCUGUCUAUCCCUCCACCGACUCACACAGUUACUCGCCAACAACAUACACACCAUCCUAUCCAGUCGACUACACAACCAACCACCAAGCCGAAGAUUACACGGCUUAUGACUCGGCGACAAAUCCUUGGCACGCACCCUCACACAGUCCCACCAAAGAGGACCUCCAGCCAGAGCUGCCCCUAUACCCUGAACCUUCUGCACCGCCCAUCUACCCGGUCCUUCCUAUUGAAUCAAAUUACCACAACUUUCAUCACCAAGACCAGCAUCAAGGACGCCAAUAUCCACACAGUGCCUGGGAUGGGCAAAAUGCCGAUCACGACCAGACACCGAGUUAUCCUCGACUGGACUCUACCUUCUUCAUUCAACACCCCAGUUCCAAGGUCUCAGCACAGCGACUUCGAGAGCUCUACAGUAACAGGUUCUUACAGGACCUUCCUCGACGAUUGUCGGAUUAUGAGAGGUCCUCGGUGACGCACUCAGUCGAUGACAGCAACAACGACGCGUUCUUCCACUAUCUGAAAUCAUAUGAGGUUGCAUACGAGGCCGUCCAGCAAUCCCACCUCGCCAUCUUCAACCUCCAACAAAAGGCCAAGGGGUAUGCGAGCAAGCUAUGGGCGGUCCAGACGAAAACAGAGAUUGCCAAGGCCAUUUGUGGAGACGGCGCGACGAUCGCCCACAACUACAGCUACCAAGUCGGACAGCAUGAGCCCAAGGUUGCCGAGAAGCUGAAAAAGUCGUUGUCCCGACUUCAUAAGCAGAGGACAAAGAGCCUGUUGCGGAUGCAGUUCGAGGAGUCGUCUAGUCGACUUUGGAUCCAGGACCAUAUUGCCGAGUUCCUGAAUAGUGUCCAUUGGAAAUCUGACAGCGAGGCAGGAUUGCUGAGAGCAAGGAACUAUCUUGACAUUCUGUUCCAUUUCGAGCGGUCAGUUCGGAGGCAACCCGACUUUGACACGGCGGCAGAGGAGCGGCAAGCUAGUGCCGCAGGAUCAGACGCGUCGGUAUCUUCUCCAGACGAGGCGGUCAUGGGGGCAGACCAGUCAGUUUCGUCCGCGGCUACAAACUCUAUUCUGCGCUCGAUUCACAGUUGGACCGAUCUUUUGGCGGGGGCUGUCCUGGCCUUUGGAGGUUUCAAGGAGCGUGAGCACUUGAUCGUUCAGGUUCUCCGGUCACGGCAGGUGGCUAACUGGGCCACCAACUAUGUCCAAUGCAACCCACCAACAAUAUGGUCUCAGGACUUUGAAGAGUUUUACCUGACACAGUUGCAACUGGUCCUCUGCGGAUCUGCUUCGCUCGAUCACGAGGCAACCAAGGAGUCCCUCUCGAACAUGUCUCUUGAUAUCGGAUCGACGCUGGAUGAGGAUGACUGUUCGGCACUUCUGGAUCAAAUGGACGUCGCCGUCUUCUUCAACCGUAUGCUGGAUGAGCACAGCGGGAUGCACAACAAUGACGGCACAUUGUACCAGAAGGAUCUAUCAGAGCGGGAAGCGCUGCAAGCCUUGACGACGACGCGCCGCAUAUUUGACAUCCUCCUCCGCGGACUGGAGAAGCGCAUUGGGUUAACUGUAGUCCCAAAGCGGUUGUCUCAAACACUGUGCCAGCUCGCCCAGAUCCUUGGCGAUCAUCUACUCGUACUUGGGCCGAUCAAAUCCAAGGCGCUUUCAGACGAGACUUUUUCGAUAACAAUUGAUAGGUACAGUCCUCAGCCAAGUGAUACCAACUUAUACAACCAUACAACAACAACGCUGCAGUUGGAGGUGGAUCACAUCUUGACGGAUGUUACAAAGGCGCUCCUGGCUCUUCCUAAUCUCGGACUCUGGACGUUUCUACCCUCAGUCCCCUUCAAGUUCAUGUCCGAUGCGACAGUCGCGCUGAUGUUGGAGGAAGUCGCUCUGGACAACAUUCAGGAGUGGAUCGCACAUCCCUCGGGGCUAUUGUCGAUCGCCUCCGAAUCCAACAAAUUGCGGUACAGCCUUGGUUGUAAUCCUGGGGAAGCAGUGUUUCUGUUGACCGCAAUAGCAGCGUUAGCGACGAGUCGAUCCCAGGUUGGAUUGGCACAGGUUCAGGAUGGACUAGGGCCAACCGUUCAUGAUAGCAUUGCGUCAAUUGUCGCUUUUUUGCUGUUGGACGUUGGCUUUCUGGACAGGGACAUCCGCGGCGAGCUCGCAAAGCCGGUGCGCGAGAUUCUGAGAUCAAUCUGCGAUUCUCACGCGGCGGUGAUAUCGUUUGUCUUGCGCUUCGUGGCAGUACAUUUUGGGGAGAUGGGCGACAUGGCUCAGUACUUGUUCAGGGAACUCUCCUUUGACGAAUGGCAAAUGUCCAACAGUGACUUUGCGACUCUUCAAAAGUUCCUCGAGACUCCGCCUCUAAGCAGCCAACAGUCGCUCUUUGCGCGAGACAUGGAUGACAACAAUGGUCAGUAUCGCAUGGCUGUACCCGAACACUUCAGGAAGGAGCUGGCGUUAACAUUGACCGACAUUUGCAUCCAACAAAUCACCAAUAUCACCGCCGAAGCUGAGAAUGCCGCAGUCAAGGAGGACACCAAAAUCACCAAAGACGACCGACCCAACAGUCCUGCACGAGUCAAAUCGACUGAGCACACAUUCGUGGGGUCGCUUGCGUCAAACUUGCCUCAUGCGAUCACCCACCUGGCGGCUCACUCUGGACUGCACCACACAGCGGAGCAGACAGCCACCAAAGCAUUCAUGGAUUGGUGUUGGAUCAUCCUCGUCAAACUGGAGCUCACGGAUGUGCGGACCCUCAGCCUCCUUGAAGCAUCUCGACUUCAUGUGCAGGAUCCUGGAUUGGCGAAAUUUGCGUUGUUUAGCCAGGGCCAACUGACCUUUGUCAAGGCUGUCCAUUUGCUGCUGACGGAAGCGAGCCGAGAUGUCGACCAGUUUCUGCAGGAAGGCUGGACAACACUGACGGCGGUACUGCAUGCUGGAGUUGGGUCGGUGUUUCUGGAUCUGGUUGGCAAACUUGUACCACCCAUCAUUUUCUCCGGUUUAGACUUGAAGCCUCAUGCUGCCAAGUUUGGCCAGCUCCUGCGUGAUGUUGGAGGAUGGAAACAGGACCCCAUGCUCGCCCGUUCCGCUGCAUUACAACAAUCGAACAAGGGCUGGACGGCUCCACAUAAUGUGGCCAAGGAGUUGAGGGGACUCUGGUCACUCUUGCGAGCCCAUCUGGAGCAGGGACGUGUGCGAGGCGAUGGAGGAACGAUUUCUGUGAUUCAGUUUUGGAUGACAGCAAUCUUUUCACAGAAGGAAUGGAUGCUUCAUCAGGAAUGUGUGCAGGUACUGGACGUUGUGUGUCAUGUCGCAUUCGAGCACGGACUCCACACGCUCGUCAAGGACGCACUCUUGGAGCAGCAAAUUCUACUGUCGAUCGGAUAUCGUCGAGCACCAGGAGUUUCGGCCGAACUGAUGGGUCUUGCGCAACCAGGACUGGACAAGGUCAUGGAUAUGUUGCCGGAGAGGUUUGUCAAGGCGCUGCCGCUUUCUGUACCACAAGGGUCGAGCGACCCUAGUUUACUGAUGGGAACAUGGUCCGUCAAGGCGUUUGCGACCAACCUGUUUACUCAGCAGGCGAUGGUGGAGUCGACAUCUGUCUGGUUUGCCUACUAUGCACUCUCGGUUGAGACUGGACUGGAGCGGGACAUGCGGAUCAAAGUCGGCAACUACUACCGCCAACACCCAGCCGAGGUCAAGGUCCACGGAAACAUCAAGACGGUCGUCAAGACGCUGGGGAUUACGUCGCGCAAGACUCUACAGAACUUUGCGAUCUGGCGCUGGACCCAACACCUGCUCGCCCUUCCGGUGGAUACUUUUCUGCUUCCUCUGUUCUGGCAAAUGUUCUUCUCCCUCUACUUUGGACAUGCUGAGCACCCGACAACCUUUUAUGGCUGCAAAUUCUUGGAGACCAGCCCAGAGAUCGUGGAGCAGCUAAAGGAACGACUCCAGACGACCUAUACUCAUUUUGGACAGGAGGCGCGCAAGGCAGUUCAGGUGCAGGAUCUUAAGAGAGCGGGGCCUUUGACGACGCUGCACGAGAUGUAUAUUGCUCUUUACGGGUGGAUCAGCGAACCAUUACUUUUGACACCUGAAAUCGAUCUUCGGAGGAUCCGCAAGGACUUGAUGCCUGAGCUUCUUACCACCUGCCGUUUGCCUGAUCCGCUGGAGAGCAACUCGGACCUCUGGAAGAGCUUUCUUUUGACUGAGCAGGAUGAGGCCAAGUCCACCUUCUCGGAGACAUGCCCUGGUCGAUCAACGUCGUCGUUUCAAGAAAUCAGCAGCCCGCCUCGAUCCAGGAACGCGGACACAGGUCGAUCUCGCGCGGUUCGGAAGCAUAGUCAUGCCUGGCAGGAACAAAAGAUCGUCAACUGUAUCGCCAAGCAGUCGAGGGCUGGUCCAGAGUUCUUUGUCCCGCGUGUAUUGGCACCAGCCGCGGUCAUCGGCGCGCAGUCAACGCCUCAGCACCUCUUCAGCCAAACAGUCCGAUCUGUGCGAGACUAUUACAGGAACUACGAGACAACGAACGAGGCGUACACGAAUCUCGAUGUUGUCUACCUGUCUGAACUGGGAGCUCUCUACCACAAUGAAGUCAGGGCUAAAAGGAUCGAUAUAGCCUGCGACACCACUCCCAACACUCAUUGUGUCCGCGCGGCUGUAAUAGAGCUCAAGUACGAGGAGAUUAUCGUCAAUGACAAGGUCAAGAACUCGAUCGUUGAGAACCGUCAGCGGGCGCGGGAGCUUCGGCUAGGAAGCGUUGAACAAGGACUAUGUCUAGCGGCCCUGGAGAUAUCAAAGACCAUCAGCACUCUUCUGGACCGUUUGGAGCUCGACCCAAGCAACACCAACCUUCAGGAACUGUCCGUCCGGUCCUUUUACUAUCUCUGCAACGAGCUCUUGGGAGACGCGUCGACCUAUCCUCCAGCAUUCGUUCUUCUCACCUCGAUCGUCGAGACUCUCGGGAUGGAAGUGGUGGCAAAGGAUCCCAGUCAGACAGAGCCGAUUCUGGACCUGAUGAAGACGGAUGACUUUACGAUCUCGCUACUCUUCAAGACGUUUUACCCCGCAGCCAUACCGUCAGACUUUGUGAGGCUUUAUAAUCGGAUCGCCGCCUGCAAGGAAUAUGGGCUCGUAUCAAAGGACCGAUUGCUGAGGCAGUUUGACGUCCAAGCUUGGGCUGUUGAGCCGAUUACCAAUGCUCCUGGUGGCGAUUCAGAUCAACAAAGCAAGAUCAGUGGACCUUCGGUGCUGGACAGAUUGGCGUUCUACGAGGUUGCCUUUACUGCGAUGGUGGCACAGCAGCAGCUUCAGAAGCAGGACGAUCGGAUCCAAGAAGCAACUGAGCUCAGCACCCGCGAUCGACUGGCUAUCAUCAAGUCGCACCGGGAACUUGCAGGAACGUUAUUCUUGAACUUUCUGCAGCAGGACUAUGUCGAGUAUCUCCGAAUCCUUUUCGACACUUGCGGAAUCAUGUGUUUGGAGCCUGAGGUUCUGGAGGAUUUCAUCCGCAUCUUGGGAGUCGAGCCAACGUUGAUUCCGGCCCUGUUGGACGGCGCUGACGCCUCAGACGAGCGUCUUGGGACUGGAGGGAAGGCCUUGACGCGAGUUGGACUGUCCGACUACGAUUUGGGUCGUCUUGUCCAGUUCUUGGCAGAUUACUUCGUGGAGUGCCAGGAGAAGCUGGCUCGGGGAAACCUGUUGGAUCGGUACAGCGGAUAUGCCGUCUCGAUUGCCUCGCUCUUGACCGCCGUUUUGUGCGACGAGCGAUAUUUCACAAAGUGGAUCAAGUCAUUCCCCGAGAGCAUUGGAUACUCGACCUCUGUCUAUGGCCACUCACCCCCAACAGACACCGGCGAUUCAGGAGGAUACCGACAGGCGGGAACCCUUGUCAGUCCAACACAAUGCCGCAUGUGGCACGAUACGCUGAUGGUCUUUCAACCGUGGCUGUCUUGUUUGACCGAUCGUGCAGUGGAUGAGAUUCGGUUCCAGCGCCAGCAGGGCGGAGCGAGUCGUCUGCUUUUCACCUUUGUCGGAAUUGUGUCCAAAAUGAUAACCGCGCUUCAAGCCCACUUUGGCGAUGCGAGUCUUAUGCUGCAGGAGCUGUUUGAUUUUUGGCUGGAGUUGAUGGAUCAGAGUACUCUGGGUCAGGGAUCGAUCAACCAGAUCAUGCUGCUUCACCAACACUUUCACCGACUGGACUGGACUGGACUCGAGCUAUCCAAGGAGCGGGUUGAGAGGAUCUUGGAGGUCAAAACCAAGCUGAGCGUCGAGAUUCGUGUCGACUUUUGGACUUAUUUGGUGACGGUGCUCAUGGAGAACGCUGACUCGGACUUGCGACCCCGCCACCUGAAGCGUCUGGAGGCCAAAGGCACUGCUGAGUGGCACCAGACAGAGGCGGCGUUUCUAAAACUCGGCACCGCGAUCUUACAGGACGCGGAUCUCAUUUGUGGGGAAGACCUGGACGUUCGUCAGCAGCUUUUGAACCGGAUCUGGUCUACUAUGUUGGAUGCUGGAGAUUGGGCGCUACUGUCAACGGAGGAACUCGGGAGUCAGGUCGAAGGGCUCAAGGUUCAGUGGGAUCGUGCUGGCAUGUGGGAUGACCUGAACAGUCCAUUGGGACUGUUGCUCUACUGGAUGAGGAUUGCUGUCGGACUGGAGAGCACGGAUCUGACGGAGCUGGAUCAGAACGACAACAUGGUCUAUGGCAUGGAAGGCAGACGAUUGAGCGUUGAACGAGUGUUGAUUUACUUUGGUUACACGACUCGACUGCUGCAGGUCCGACUCGCAUCGUCCGCGGAGGAUUCCCAGAACGUCAACUUUCGCGCGGACGCUAUACCCCAUGUGGUCGUUCAUCUUGGUCAAGUCCUUGACAGGAUCGCAGGAAGUCGGCACCAGGUCAGGCACCCCGACAUUCAUCGGUCAUUGUUGACACUGGUCAGUUUCUUGAAUCAGUGUGGACCAGGACCAGCUGCACAACCGACAUCUUCGCCUUCAUCCCUGUCCUCGCCCGUGUACGACAUGGUUCUUCAAGGACUGAAGCGCAUGAUUUCGGAUGUAGAGGUCAUCCAGCUGGAUGUCAUCAGGGUGAUAUGUCAGCGUAUUAACUCGAUCCCGGUAAUGGUCAACCUCUUGGAGGAGGCGAUUGAGCGCGAGUUUGACCUGUGGGCAGGGGAGCAGGGCAGUCGAUUUGACCGAAUACAGUCAGCAAGCGCGAUGAGUAUGUCUGGAUCCGUCUUUGGACUUGAAGACACGCCUCUACAACAAACGAUAUCCCCGAUGCCUUGGAUUGGUCACACCCGGUCAAACACGUCACACACACCGGAGCAUCACAGGACAAACAGCGGUGACGGACGAAAUUCUUGGAGCAAGGUCAAGGCGCAGAUCGAGGCACCGGAACUGACAGAGGACGAGUUCUUGGACCAGGCGUUCAAGCAAGGCGCGAUUCUCACGAUCUAUGGUCGAUUCUUGCAGUUACUGGAGGAGUGUGAGCAGAGUCAGGAAUUUGAUGAGGUCUUGGAGUUGGGGCAGGAGCUGGCUGAGGUCAUUUCGAAGGUGAACUUGCAGGCGAUUGAGCCCUGGAAGGCAUACCAGAGUCUCUUGCUGCUGAGGAUGUUCCUCACCUUGGUUGCCAAAGAGUCCGUCCACAGUGUUUUGCAGAGUAGAUUUUUGAGCUCUGUGAUGCACGUAUGCCGGACAUUGGAGUUGUGGUUCCAGGAUCGGGAUUCGACCAAGGGAAUGCUCAGUUCUAUCGGGAUGGGCACACGGUCCACGUUGGAUGCCAAGUUCCGAAUGGUGGUUAGGAUUAUUUACACCUACUUGGUGGUCCGACUCGCAGACAAGGGGCUCUCAAUUCAUCAUGGAACAGAUACUGGUCAUGCUGGAGGCGGUGGGGGUGUUCUGGCCUGGCGAAAGGGACGGCUGAGUAGCGUACAGAGUCUUGGCGAUGGGUCCUCAGCAGCACCUGGUGGCGGUGGUAGUGGCGGGAAGCAUGAGAGUAGGGAUGUGAGUACGAUGCUGAUCGAGGCUCUUUCUCAGUUGCCGGCCAAGAACAAGGACUAUGCUAUUGUCUUUGCGGCCCCUCCUACUGUUGGUGUCUCGGUGCACAAGGGUGGAUCUGCUGCGGGUGCGGCAGCGAUGACGAUGGCUUUGUUGCCUGCGUUGGCUUCUUCGCCGCUGGGUAUUGUCAAGAGGACUAUCAUGUCAACGCCACCUCCUCCGCUUGCUCUGGGAUCGUCGCCGACGACCUCAAAUGUUUCUACACCUACGUAUGGCAUAGAUCGCAGACGUCACAAUCAUAGUAGCGCCAGCAGUGUUGUGGGAGGACACAAUAAGCGGCUGUCGAUCCAGAGUCAUCAUUCUCGAUUCUCGACUGGCAGCAGCUGGGACGACACUGCAGGAACGAUCUUGUUCCCGGAGGAUAUGGCGGACUUGUCCAAUGGCCUAUCAUCACCAUUAUCAACAACAGCAGCAGCAACAGCAGCAGCAACAGCGGCGGGAGAAUUGGCGGCAACACGGCGAAGGGUUGGUGGAUCGAGUAGUCAGCAGCAGCAGCCGACAGAAUACCGGGUGAGGCUACAGCAGGGGACCAAGAAUGGGAUGGAGGAUCUUGUGUGGGCCGUGGCGCAGAUCAAGGAUCGGCGGUUUCGGAUUCUGGAGGCAGCUGAUUUCAUGGAGGAGGUAUUGGAGAGGUUUUAUGAUGGGGACGAUUACUUUGCGUAG
Molecule: messenger RNA, 8946 nt
Organism: Linnemannia hyalina
Lineage: Eukaryota; Fungi; Mortierellomycota; Mortierellomycetes; Mortierellales; Mortierellaceae
Source: the annotation of a GenBank genome assembly